Molecule: messenger RNA, 3522 nt
Organism: Kalmanozyma brasiliensis GHG001
Lineage: Eukaryota; Fungi; Basidiomycota; Ustilaginomycetes; Ustilaginales
Product: Amidase
Exons: 2
Coding region: 1-3522 (1173 amino acids)
Molecular function (GO): DNA binding
Source: RefSeq, a predicted model, not a curated record
AUGCCUCCUAUCCGUACAGCAGGUCCGAGCAGGAUCGAAAGAUCGCCUUCUGCGACCGCCAGCCUUGUUGCUACGCCAGCUCGAGCUUCGAACACUACAAAAGCCUACUCUUCGAGGCAAAAGGAAUGGAACGACUGGUGCCAUCAGCAAGGGGCCGGCGACUGCCUCAUCACUUCGGACAAGCUGAUGCUGUUCCUUGAGACGUAUGUGCUCAAAAAGCAACCGUCAAGGAAGCGAGGCAGAAGGGUCUCGUCCUGCCCUUCCGCCAACACAGCAGACGCAGGCCGCCCUCCGGUCUCUUCGCCCUCGGAGACAAUCCUUGUCAACGCAGAGGCAGCACAAUCGGUCGAUCAGGACACUGCUGCGGCUGACAGCUCCAGCGAAAGCAACAGCGGCGAUAGACUGAGUUAUGCCUCAGUCGAGCUUUAUGUCUCUGCCGUGGUCGAUCUGUGGAAGGAACAGGUGCGACGAGACGAGAACCAUUACCCAAGUCCUCGCACCGACGAUGUGAAAGACCUGCUUCGGUCCCUGCGGAAACAGCAGCGACAAAGUCAGCCCGUCGAGGCUGAGCCCGAGGUUCUGCCGAUAAUCUCCUGGUUUGGACGGGUGUUCGAUGACCUCCUAGACCGCGACGAAGUGGCCGAGCUCACCGACGACGGACUGGAACGCAACUCCUACGAUGGCAUUCGUGACCGACUCAUGAUAACGAUGACUCGCCAUGCCGACGUGCGAGGCGAGAAUUUGCGCAACCUCAAGCUCGUCGAUCUCCACAAGUCGAAGCUCGCUAGCCUCAAAGUGCCAGUCCACUUCAUUGCGAUCACGGGUCAACUAAAGGGCGUCGACGAUGUCGGAGUGAUGCGAAACGCCAAGCUCGAGGAGUGUGCAAUCGGCGCUCUUGCUCUUCACCUUUUCUGCAAGUUUGAGAUGGAGGCCGACCAUGGUCUUAACCGAAGCGGCAACGGCAACUUCCCUGACUUUACAUCUGUACGAGACUGGGAGCGUCUCAAACUCUUCUCAGCGCCGCGGUCGGCAAUCACCGCCAUCCCAAAGGCUGUACACGCCCAAAACUUUCGAGAGGCCUUCCUGCGCUGCGGGAUCAUCGAGGAAUCGAAGCUCAAGCAUGCCCUGAGCUCUAUCAAAUUGCGGCGUGAAGAUCAAUGGCAAUCACAUUGGAUGUAUCAAAGCCCGGGAGACAAGGUGAGGGUCGAGGCUGGAUUUCUGUUCGGCGAGAAGAGUCCUUGUCUCCUUCGCGAUGUUCCUGUGCCCUUGGACCUCCAAUCCCGCGUCUUCCAUGGUGCCACGACGCAGCUCAACGAUCUCGAGGCCGGACGAAACACCUCAAUGUCGGCAGAAGACCACAGGGCUGCCAUCGACUUCCUCAAGCUGCUGGUAGAUCUGCGAUCGGUGCUCAUCCAAGACGCAGUUCUGCUCAAGCGGAAGUAUCCACACCACUUUGUCUUCCAACAUCCGCUCUUCCAAUCGGACGACUUCAAGAAGUUCGAAAAGAUGAUGCUCGGCCAAGUCCAGAUCGUGGAAGCAUUCGAGAUUGUCGAUGAAGGGUUGAGCCUUUCGAACCUCAACACCAUGGCGAACUCCAAGAUCGCGCGAGGGGAUUUUCGCAACCCUUGUCCAGAUCUCAAGAACCCCGCCGCCAAGACGGCUGUCGAUUCGCUCCUAUCCACAGUCAAAGAAGCCCACGAGCGCUUUGGCGAUCCAACCGCGGAGGACCACGAGAUCGCAAGUUUGCCUCUCGAAGCAAUCCAAGAAAGAAUCGUCUUUGACCAAGAUGGCCUCACUGUGACGAGAGUGCUGGAAGCAAGGAUACGCCUUACCAUCCAAGCAAGUCUGGCAACACACUGCCUCACGGCUUUUCCCUACGAGCGAGCCCUGGAAGAGGCUGCCGACCUGGACCGCGACUACGAUUACGAUGAUCCUCAAGAGAUCAUCGACUGCUACCCGCUGUACGGUCUCAUCUUUAGCGUCAAGGACUGCAUCCACGUCGAAGGCUUGCCGACCACUCUUGGAUGUUCAUCGAGAGCUGGCCACAACGAAUCGGCAACGGCUCAAAUGGUUCAAGAGAUGAUUGAUGCGGGCGCUGUGAUGAUCGCUAAAACGACAGCUCCUCAGCUCAUGAUGUCGAACACCACACAAUCACCACUUUGGGGCACCACUCGAUCGCCGCUCGAGCCAAGUGCCGAUGCCGAGAACCAAGAGCAGGAAUUUCAGGUAGGUGGCAGCUCGGGAGGUGAAGCAAGUCUCGUUAGCAUGGGCGGCAGUCACAUUGGCAUUGGCACCGAUAUGGGCGGUUCCGUACGUCAGCCCGCCUGCUUAAACGAGCUGUAUGGGUACAAGUUCCCAUCGCAGCCUCGAAAGUUUCGCUGGAAGCUACCGACAGACUUCAUGACCGGUCUCCCACAUACGACCGUUCCUGCCACUGCGCCCGGCUUGCUUGCAAAGAAUUUCUGGACUCUCAAGGCCGUUGCGGAUCAUCUCAAUGGCGCCAAGUACGAGAACGUCGAGGAACUCACGUCAGAAGACUUCGAAGACAUAUUGGACGAGUGGGCUAUACCGGUGCCAGAAGACCUGGGCAACAACCCGCGCAUCGUGUACACGGCGCAGCAGAGCUCGCCCGAGCUGCAAGGCCUGAUGGACUGGCUCGUUGGGUACCUGCGCAACAUGUCGUACAGUAAUCGCCUUGCACAUCCGGACUCGAUCGACAAACUCGGCGAUGUCGACGUUGAGGCGUGGGGCGAGGUGUGGACGGAGCACGCGAAAGAACACGGCUUUGACCACGCGCGUGCUAUGCUCGGCGACGACCCACUCAUCAAGCGCACGCUGUUCGAUGAAUCGCGCCUCUCAACCACGAAAGGAUGCAAAGCGGACGACUGGAGACCCGACAGCGCGAAGCUUGAAGAGCUCAAGAAGACCUUCCUGCGCCAGGCGGGACUAGACGGCCCCGUGAACUCCGACGAGGGUCCAGAGAACGUCAUCCUCCUCACUCCCACGUACGUCCUCGGCGGUCCUGUACAGAACAAGGCCUUCGUUGAGCUUGACGACGCGGGGCUCAGCGAGAUCUGGUGUCAGAUCUUCAACCUGCUCGACUGGCCUGCCGUAUCCAUCUGCAUCCCUGACGUCCCCCGUAUCCGGAGAUCCAAGUUCAGGCAGACGGCCGCCGACUCGCCUAAGUGGGCAAAACAUCUCCCGGGGCAUAUCGACGACGGCGAGCCGGAAGGUCGUUUGCCACACCUCAGUGUCCAACUGGCCACCUAUCCUGGGAACGAACUGGCCCUUUUAGACUAUGCAGAUCGUCUCUGCAACCUCAGCAAGUGGACUCCAGAGGACUAUCAACUCGCCGAUCAAGAAUUGGCUCGAUCGGAUCCGAGGGGGCAUGCUAGAGUACACAAGCUAGAUAAGGAUGGGGCGGACGAGGAGAAACGCAAGGCGGACGAUGGGUCGGAAACAAUUUCGACUGAUCAAGAGCCACAGCAGAAGCGCAGCCGCAACGAUACGGACACAAACUGA